This is a messenger RNA of Miscanthus lutarioriparius, 1380 nucleotides long. NCBI's taxonomy places the organism in Eukaryota, Viridiplantae, Streptophyta, Magnoliopsida, Poales, Poaceae. The record is from the annotation of a GenBank genome assembly.
AUGGAUACUCAAGCUAAUGAGCCCAGUACUCUACAAGACUUGCUAUUGGACGAUAUCAUAGGAGAUCCAAUUAGCCUUAAGCUAUCCGUAUUGGAAACCAUCACAAAAAACUUUUCUGAGGAGCAGAUUAUUGGAAGUGGUGCAUAUGGGAAAGUUUACAAGGGAGUGCUUGGAGAUGGUUUUGUUGCAGUCAAGAAGUUAUACUCACAUCAUGUAAUCGAGGACACACCAUUUCAACGCGAGGUUGAUUGUCUGAUGAGGAUUAGACACCACAAUAUAGUCUGGUUUGUUGGAUACUGUGCUGAAACACGUGUGGAGGUGGUGCGGCAAGGAGCGAAAAAUAUUUUUGCUGAAGCAAAAGAAAAGUUGCUUUGCUUCGAGUAUUUGCAUAAUGGAAGCCUUCGCAGCUAUGUCACUGAUGUUUCAGAAAUUCAUGCAAUAAUCUGUCAAAUUUUAACAAAGAAUUCACAGGUACUGAAAAGCUGGGCAAUUAGGAUGGAACAGGAACCAUCAGAGAUGAGGCGGACGCCAUUGGAAAUAGACUACUACCGGCAAAUAGAAGCGUGCAUGGAGAUAUCAGAGAGCUGCAUAAAGUUUGAACCAGAUAAUAGACCGCCAACCAUUGCGGAUAUCCUCCGUCGGCUUGUGAAAACAGAGGCAAAGGACCAGUCUGUCGUGACAGGUACUCCAGCGCUAGGACGGAUAAGCUCCCUCGCCAAAUUGAUGGAGGGCCUGCGGUUGAUGGCAUCCCAACAUCCAUCCUCUGGCGGCGAUGGGAGUACUAAGGCGUUGGUAUCCGGGCCACCUCUGCUGGCAUCGCCCAACAGAUCAGGGGACCCAAGCCCUGACCUUGAUAAGAUUUCUUGGUUGGAUAGAAAAAAGAGUGCCAAGUGCUACAUGCUAUCAUCGAGAUCAUUACAUAUUGAACAUGUAGAUAUAGGCGGCUACUGGAAGUGGAUCAACCGCUCGGAUUCCAGAUUUGCUGAGUGUGCCGAGCUCAUAAAGGUCUACUUCUUGGCGGUGAUUGGGGAGAUUUUAACCACGGAACUGUCCCCGGGCACGACCUACGCGGUCUACCUCGUGUACAAGCUGGCCAGCGACGCUGCUGGCCUGAACGGCGUCCAGACGUCGUCGGUCAGGCUCUACGGCGAGAGAACUGUCACCACCAGCAGCGUCAGUGUGGAUCCUGCGGCGCGUACCGCCGCCGCCGGCAUGGUUCGGCCUGUGGCCAGACAGGACGGCUGGAUGGAGCUGAAGCUGGCCGAGUUGGCCCCUGAUGACAAGCUGCUGCUCAACGAGAAGGCCGUCAUAGUGGACUUCCGCGAGGAGAACAUUCGCGUGCUGAAGAGGGGACUCAUUGUCGAAGGUGCUGGUUUGUGA